Messenger RNA from Solenopsis invicta (red fire ant), 788 nucleotides. It is a transcript of the gene Pet117, whose product is annotated as protein PET117 homolog, mitochondrial. Bases 45 to 278 code for a protein of 77 amino acids. Gene Ontology annotation, biological process: mitochondrial respiratory chain complex IV assembly. Gene Ontology annotation, cellular component: mitochondrion. The transcript has 5 exons. The record is from RefSeq and is a predicted model, not a curated record. NCBI's taxonomy places the organism in Eukaryota, Metazoa, Arthropoda, Insecta, Hymenoptera, Formicidae.
CUUCGCGGCGAUAACUGCGCCGUUCAGCACCGUUCCUCCAUAGAAUGUCGAGUGCGUCUAAAAUCACUUUCGGUGUAUGUUGCAUAUCGUCCAUCGGAAUAAUAGGCUAUGUGCAUUACAAGCAGGCUUAUGACAGGGAGCAGCUGCACCUCGGUGUGAUACGCGACAUCGAGCGACGUGAGCGCCGAAAGGCAGAAAAUGUCUACAUUCUGCAGCAGCAGGCCGAGCUAGCAAAGGAACUGCGCAGAGGAGAAUUACUACGAGAGAACGAUACGUAACAAUUGUUACGCCUGCCUAUUAGUCUUGUAACUUGAGAAUUUUCAUAAGGAGUAAAAGAAGAACAUAUAUGAAGUAUUCCGCUCGGUCGUUUCACUCCAUUUUGUAUGCGCGUCGAGAACCCGUUGGAGCGUCCUUCUCUUGAGUAGAUUUAUAGCUUUUACGUGAUCGUUAUGGCCACGGACGAAUCAGUGGAUCAACCAGAGUUGUCUUGCCUAGAGGAGAGUCUCAUGAGUCUAGAGAAAUUGGAUAGAGCAUCUCCCGAUCUAUGGCCUGAGCAGAUUCCAGGUGUACAUGAGUUUGUUGCUCAAAAUUCACCGCAGACAGAACCAUGUUUUUGGGCUGCGAUGUCGCAGGAUGACAUAAGCCAUGUGCAUCAACUGGGUAAUUUGUCAAUGACCGGGCUUAUCUCGGAAGUGAAAAGACUGCACGAUUUAGCUUAUCAGCUGGGUCUAGAAGAGGCUAAGGAAAUGACACGCGGCAAAUAUUUAAAUAUAUUUAAACAUAAAUAA